CGAAGUGUUUUGGGUGCGGAUGACGGACGCCAGCGAACAGCAGCAGCAGGAGAUCUCCCCGCGAAGCAGUGAGGAAAGGCAUAAAAAGCAGUAUACGAACGGAGCGAUUCGCCAUUUUAAAAAUCCUAUCGUCCAGGGUACGAGCAAAGGAAGUAUACCUAGUGCAUCGAAGUAAUAAAGUAAGUUUUCGCCGGAAUUUGCCGCGAAUUAUUGCGUUGAGCGGUGGUGAAAAGUGAGCCAAGUUCGGACUAAUUUCGGCGUGUUGGAAGUUCAGUGAUUCCGAUUGUCAUCGCGGAGAAAAAUCAAUCGGAAAACAUUGUGGAAGGCUCAGCCUACUACUACUAAUCAUGGGAGGAAAGUAUUUUGCCCAGUGGUACUUUCCCUAGAAGCAGUGCUAAACAUUGAGAGCGCAGUAAAUAUUGAAUAAGGGCAUGGCAUCGUUAUGCUUUGUGCAUUGACCGGGAAGUGGUGAAGAAGGAAGAAAAUUAAGUCAUUAUUAAAUGCACAAAAGUGUUCCUUGUCCGCCUGUUUCGGUUCUGCCUUGGAACGACCUUUUCUACUGGAUCCAGAAGUGGUCAUAAUGGUUAUUAUUGUGUGUUGUUGAAGGGCCAAGUCUAUAAACAAUAACACUUUUGUGCUGCUGCAGAGAAAAACAAGUUAAAAGUGUUUUAAAGGAAAGUUUCUUUCCGCGAAGAAAGCAUUUUUCGUUCUGCUCACAUAAGCCUUGUGUGUGUGUUUUGUGCUAGUUAAGCGGAUCUUGAUCGCUGCAAGAGGUCGUUUUUUCGGUUUCGGUUCUCGAGCUGUUGUUUAAUGUGUUUAAUGAGGGCACCACUUUAGCUGUGACCAGUCGAAACCUUCUUUGCAUCAAGGAAAACGUGUAGUAAACUGGAUCUUGUGUAACACCCGGAGCGGAGCGGAAUCAAGCAAGGCCUCAAAGUGGAUACCAAAAGUAACCUGGGCUUGACCCAGGAUUUCGAGAGGAUGGUGGGCCUCUCGGGCGGCGCUCACCUCUACGGGGCGGGCCUCCCCCCGACGCAGGAAAUUGUCCGCGACAUGUCCUCGAUGCCGAGCACCGCUCCAACCAGUGCCGAUGCCUGUCUCAGCAUUGUCCAUUCGCUGAUGUGUCACCGGCAAGGUGGGGAAAGCGAAGGCUUCGCCAAACGGGCCAUCGAAUCUCUGGUGAAGAAGCUGAAGGAGAAACGAGACGAGCUGGACUCACUAAUCACGGCCAUCACCACAAACGGAGCGCACCCCAGCAAGUGCGUCACGAUCCAACGGACCCUCGAUGGUCGAUUGCAGGUGGCAGGGCGCAAAGGUUUCCCUCAUGUGAUUUAUGCCCGCAUAUGGCGCUGGCCAGAUCUCCACAAAAACGAACUGAAGCACGUCAAGUACUGUCAGUUCGCGUUCGAUCUCAAAUGCGACUCGGUUUGCGUCAACCCGUACCAUUAUGAGCGGGUGGUGUCCCCCGGAAUUGAUCUAUCAGGAUUAACACUGCAGACUGGGCCGAGUCGUUUAAUCAAAGAUGAGUACACCCCGGGUUCGGUUGUGCCGGGAUCAAUGGACAUUGAUGGCAAUGAAAUUGGAACGAUACAACACCACCCGGCAAUGGUGCCAGGGGCGGGCUACGGUGGCAUGGGAAUGCACCAACAAGUUCCAGACCCGUCACAAUUGGGCAGUAUGUUUCCUCCUCCGCCGGGCAGUGCCCCGAGACCUAUACCAAAAAUGGAACCAACUGAGCCCCCGCGAAACAGUAACGGCAGCUGGAUGAACAACCAAAGUUCGUCCUCAUCGACUGCCUCCAAUCCCGCUCCACUCAAUCGGCUUUCGUCGUCUCUGCCGCAUUCCUCUGUUCUAGGCAAUCCAAUCGAGUUAGCCAGCGGCGGUGGGUUGCGCCCUCCUCAGCCGGGACCCGCACAGGGGCCUCCUCAAUCCGCUCCACCAAAUCCUCAAAUGACAAACGGUGGUAACGGACUUAUAGGAAGCUCAUCACAGCCCAAUCUCCUUGGUGCGGACGGUCAAGGCCAAUACUACACCAAUAGCACCGUGGAUCCCACGCUUGCUGGUGAUCCUCAACUUGGUCCCAACAUGGGAGUACAAAAUUCGAUAUCUGCCACAUCGCCCGUAUCUCCUCACCUGCAGCAGAAUGGUUACAGUCAGCAGCCACCAAACAGUCAACAGCAACAACAAGCACCACCUCAGCAGCAGUCACAACAAUCCUCCGGUCAGGGACAGUACGGCCAACACCAGACCGGUGCGGCGACAUGGUCCGGUGCCAACACGCUAACGUAUACGCAAUCAAUUCAGCCGCCAGCGCCGGAUCCACGGUCUCAGGGUGGUCACCAGCAGUACUGGCAGCAUGGCGGCGGUGGCCCUGGAAGUGUCAGUGGAUCAAGUACAGGCCAAAUGCAGGAAUUGCCAAACCAACAACGUCUGUCUAGACAACCGGCACCGGAAUACUGGUGUUCGGUUGCUUAUUUCGAGCUCGAUACCCAGGUUGGGGAAAUGUUCAAAGUACCAUCGAACCGUCCAAAUGUAACCGUCGACGGGUAUGUCGAUCCGUCUGGUGGAAAUCGGUUCUGCUUGGGUGCACUCAGCAACGUGCAUCGAACGGAGCAAAGUGAAAAAGCAAGGCUACACAUCGGCAAGGGAGUGCAGCUGGAUCUGCGUGGCGAAGGAGAUGUGUGGCUGCGAUGCCUAAGUGACCAUUCAGUGUUCGUACAAAGUUACUAUCUGGAUCGGGAGGCUGGCCGCACGCCAGGCGAUGCGGUUCACAAAAUCUAUCCUGCGGCAUGCAUAAAGGUGUUUGAUCUCCGCCAGUGUCACCUUCAGAUGCAAUCUUUGGCAACGAGCGCCCAGAAAGCUGCACAAAUGCAAGCCGCCGCGGUAGCUGGGGUUUCUGGAUUAGCUGUUGGUGCUCCCCGAAAUCUGUCGGCCGCUGCUGGAAUCGGUGUCGAUGACUUGCGAAGGCUCUGUAUCCUCCGGCUGUCCUUCGUCAAGGGCUGGGGCCCCGACUAUCCUAGACAGUCAAUCAAAGAGACGCCCUGCUGGGUAGAAGUACACCUGCACCGGGCGUUGCAACUGUUGGACGAAGUGUUGCAUCAAAUGCCGAUUGAUGGCCCCCGCGGCGGUAUAGAGUAAAUCACAACGCGUAUAGCUGCUUCAGUAUAUGUAUAGGAUAUUUAUUUCACGCGUGACGGAUCUACAAUUAUUGUUUAUAGUGAUAUGCUGAUAUGUACAUGUACGAGUAGUGAUCACAAGAGUGUUACAAGAGUGCGCAUGCAAAUGCUUGUUAAAAUAUAAGACGUACUAUCCGUUCGAGACGUUUAGUGCAAAAAGUUACUCAGUAGAUUGCUUCAAAAUCCCUAUUUGUGCAUUGAAACUGUGUAGGCAAUUUUUGCUAAAAUUAUGUUAAUGUUGUUCUUCUAAACACCUGACGUUGGAAUAGAGAGACAGGACAGAAUUCAGUAAUCACAGCAAGUCGUCUGUAACGGAUAGCGAAAACAGGAAAUAAAAAACGUGUGAUUUGUUAGUAGAUAACGUUUAUGAUAAGCAUGAAAACAUGUAUACUUAGCAACUAAAUCAUGAAUAAACUUAUUUAUACAGAUAACGAUCUACAAAGUUUUAUGCUAAAUAUUAGAAGAAAAAAAAAACAAAGAAUGUUUACGCAUCAAAGUGAUUCAAACAAGUACCGCAAGGUCAAUACACAAAUUUCGUCUCUUACAAAAUAAAUGAUUAUAUAAAACGAUGAAAACAUUAACAACUGAACUAAAAGGAUACAAAGCAACCGACAAAUAUUCUACCUCUGAAAAAAAAUGAGAACAACAAGAACACUCACUUUAUAUUCAUGCAUAGUUCUUUAAACAAAGAUACCUAAAUAGCAGACAAAAGGCGAACAAAAUUAAGAUGUGCUAGCAAAUAAUACAAAUAAAAGAACACACAAAUGGCAAAGCGCCCCCUAAAGUUGAUUACAGUGAGGUUAUGGACAUGCGUCAAACAGCGUUGGAUGUUUCAAAAAUGUUAGUAGUGACAAAACUGAAAGGAAUCUGUACCUUAAAAAUUAAUAAGAAAACAUGCUCUUUCCAGAGGACGAAUCCCGGCUAUAUUAUUACUAUUGGUGAUUUCAGCAUGAAGCAAAGCGUGCUAAUCAAGCCGUACAGUAUCGGUGCGCAUUGAUAGUGCCAUUAAAGAGAGCUGGUUUGUGAAAUCAGGUAUAAAGAAACUAUUUUCAAUCAUUACUACACUUUGACUAUUUCGAAAAGAAACUUAAUUUAUGUCUUGAUUUGUUAGUUCUUUUUUUCGUUUCAAAGACAAUUGAAAUAAAACAAUCGUGAAAAGUGCAAUGAAGGAGCAUUAUUAAAACUGAAUGAGGAAAAAAAAUCACACGCAUAGUACGAACGUUGUUCGACAAAGAGUUACUUCCAAAAUCGGAGAAGUUUAUUUUGUUAGUUGCUGAUUGGAAUGCCCCACUGUUGAUGUUUUUUUUUUUCUAUUUUUUUUAGAACCAUAUUUGAAAUGGUUCGCAAUCUAAAUAUGACAGAAUGUAACUUUAAAUCAAGAUUAUCGGUAAAUAAAAAUACAUCACAUCGCAAAA
Messenger RNA from Aedes aegypti (yellow fever mosquito), 4591 nucleotides. It is a transcript of the gene Med, whose product is annotated as mothers against decapentaplegic homolog 4. Bases 982 to 3138 code for a protein of 718 amino acids. Gene Ontology annotation, cellular component: heteromeric SMAD protein complex. Gene Ontology annotation, biological process: cell differentiation; regulation of transcription by RNA polymerase II; SMAD protein signal transduction. NCBI's taxonomy places the organism in Eukaryota, Metazoa, Arthropoda, Insecta, Diptera, Culicidae. Gene Ontology annotation, molecular function: DNA-binding transcription factor activity, RNA polymerase II-specific; RNA polymerase II cis-regulatory region sequence-specific DNA binding; I-SMAD binding. The record is from RefSeq and is a predicted model, not a curated record. The transcript has 9 exons.